AUGACGAUGAACAACGAUGUGUUGUCAGAGAUUCUAUUGAGACUGCCCGUACUAUCCCUCUUGAGAUUCCGAGCUGUAUGCAAAACUUGGGGCAAUAUCAUCGAUUCAAAGCCUUUCCGAAAACUGCACACUCACAACAACUACAUCAACAACAACACAUCAGACGACAUGGUUCAUCUACAACUUACUCAUUCCUAUGGACAAGACAAGGUAUGUUUGCAAGUCAGUUUUCAUAAUGGUGGAAAUCGUGUGAAAAAGAAACUGUCGAUAAAGCUUGAAUGUGAUUGGGAGCCACAAUUGGCGUCUCAAUUUAACCAUUCGUCUAGGUUAGUUGAUGCAGUUAGGGGUCUAAUUUGCAUGAACUGUGAAUUUACGGUGCCCAUAGCCAUAUGCAACCCGUUUCUAGGCGAACUCAAACUUCUUCCCCCUUCCAACUCCUCGUGUGAUUUAGUAUGGCAGCGCAAUGUUGCAAUUGGUUUUGACGAAGAUUACAAAGUAGUGCAGCUGUUGUCAUGUGACCAACACGACUAUCUCCAUGCCCAAAUCUACUCAAAGAGUACGGAUUCUUGGAGGGACUUGGGGGACGUCUGCAUUGAUGAUGUAAAAUUCUACGCAGUUUAUCCCAUUAAAUCCGCGUGCAAGAAUGGCUACUUUGUUCACUGGUUAGGAGAUGCGAAUGAGGUGGGAGGAGAUGGUGUGUCCAAGAUAUUAAGCUUUGAUAUGAAGAAUGAAGUGUUUCGAGCAAUCACAUUGCCUGAGGAUUAUGCUCAUAUUUACUAUGAUGGUGACACACGCCCACUCUGUCAUAUUUUUGCUGAAGAUGAGCACUCGUUUCGUAUCUUUGAUUUCUCGAUUUAUGGAAGUGAUAACUUAGUUAGGAUUUAUGACUCGAGAUGUGAAGGAAGUGAACUGAGUUGGAAUCAUGUGAUGAAUGUACACGUACCCCUCUCGAUUUCUGAGAUUGAGGUACCGCUGUGCCGGACUAGUUGUGUGUUUUUCGUGGAUAGAUCCGAUGAGUCUGUGUGUGUGUACGAUUAUAGAGCACGCAAAUUCAUCAGCAGAUAUUCCCUCCCAGACUUUAAGCCUUUUUAUUACGGUGUGGUUUGCUUGGAUAGGAUUAUUGAGUAUAAAGGGAGCUUAGUUUCACUCGAGAACUAG
Messenger RNA from Salvia splendens (bonfire salvia), 1158 nucleotides. Its product is annotated as putative F-box/kelch-repeat protein At1g12870. Lineage: Eukaryota; Viridiplantae; Streptophyta; Magnoliopsida; Lamiales; Lamiaceae. Gene Ontology annotation, molecular function: protein binding. The record is from RefSeq and is a predicted model, not a curated record. The transcript has a single exon. Bases 1 to 1158 code for a protein of 385 amino acids.